CUCCAAGGCACCAAGCCAACCCCAAGCCUGAAUUGAAAGCCUUGAAGAACAAGCUUUGAGCCUUGAGCAUACAGCUGCGUACAUUGUUGUGCUUGUGCCCAGCAUAGCCAUGAUGGCGAGGAAGGUGUCCGUGGACGCGGGGAGGGAGGCGGAGGAGAUGAGGCGGAGGAACACCGAGCUGGAGAGGGCGGUGGCCGAGGCGGCGGCGAGGGAGGAGCGGCUGCGGCGGGAGCUGGAGGCGGCGCUGGCGCGGCUGGCCGUGGCCGAGGAGGCCGAGGAGCGGCUGUGCGUGCAGCUCGGCGAGCUGGAGGCCGAGGCCGUGGCGCAGGCCGUCGAGUACCAGGAGCACGUCAGGGCGCUCUCCGAGAGGCUCGCCUUUGCCGACUGCGUGCUCAGCAGGCCCUCCAGCUCCGGGAUCGCCGCCGGCGUCGCGGGCAGGGAUUGAUGUGAUCCAGCGGCAUGACCAGUAUAGCAUCUCACCGGCAAGCUGGUGAUCGUGUAAAGUUGUGAAUGCUUUGUUGUUGUUGUUGUUACACGACGACGAUUCGUGUGUGACGUGUAGAGGGUUGUAAAUUAGCUUGAGAUGUAUACAAGGUAAUUAAAGAGAUCAAUCGCCACUUGAUCCUUCUAUCUAGUUAUAGCUGGAUCUGUUUUUUAUAAAAUGGGACCAGGAUAAUUUU
This is a messenger RNA of Panicum hallii, 680 nucleotides long. Its product is annotated as protein RESPONSE TO LOW SULFUR 2-like. Lineage: Eukaryota; Viridiplantae; Streptophyta; Magnoliopsida; Poales; Poaceae. The record is from RefSeq and is a predicted model, not a curated record. Gene Ontology annotation, biological process: cellular oxidant detoxification. The coding region runs from base 110 to 445 and encodes 111 amino acids. The transcript has a single exon.